Blepharisma stoltei is the source of this 2844-nucleotide messenger RNA. NCBI's taxonomy places the organism in Eukaryota, Ciliophora, Heterotrichea, Heterotrichida, Blepharismidae. The record is from the annotation of a GenBank genome assembly.
AUGGAACUUAGUGGAAACGGAGCUUUAGCAGGGCAUAAAAAUCAAAUAGGAAGCGAUCUAACUCAAAUUGGACCUCCUCUUGAAAUUACUUUGAAUCAAUCAGAUAUAAACCCAAAUACAAAUUCCUCCAAUUUCAAAUUUUAUUUGUCUUAUGCUGCAAUUUUAAUUUUAUGCAUUUUAUCAAUAAUUCUGAGCUAUAGUGAUCAAGAAAUAAAUGCAAGCGCAUUUAUUUUUGGUGUUAUAAUUCUUUCUGCUAGUCUUGCAUUAUCUACUAUUGCUUUUAUCCUAGAAUUAAAAUAUGGAUCUGACCUUCUUGAUAAGUGAUUAUUGAUAAAUUGGAUAUAUUUGGUAUCAGGAAUUACUAUAAUUCUCUCAGAUCCUAACACUUUUACAGUAAUUAUGCAAGAAAAUGACUGCAAAGGCUACCUCCCCAGUCUUUCUGCAAUUAUCGUAUUGGCGAUUGCUGCUCAAGAAAAAAUGAAAAAUAAAGCUAGCUUUAUUAUAAUCAGCAGUAUCCUUGCAUUUAUUUCUUUGUUUUUAAACAUGAUGGGAAACCAAAGUACAAAUUUAACGAUCUUUCAGUUUUUUUGUCUAUUAAUAGUGCUUGGGUACCUAAUUCUGGCUCUUAAAGAACAGAAAAAUAGUAAAGUCCAUUAUUUAGAAGUUGCAAAAGAAAGCCAAAGUUUUGCGAUUUCUGAAUCUGACUUAAGGACUGAUGGGGUUAUACAUGGAGCUAAAAAGCAAGCAGAUACAGCCAUUGAAGAAAUUGUAGAUGCAAUAAAUUCUUCAAUAGAGUCUUUGAGCAUCAUAAAAGAUUCUAAAUUCCUCUAAUAAAACUAGGCUAUUUUUCUUUAUUUAUAUAUUUUAUAUUCCUAAAUUCAGAAAAAAAAAUUCACUUCAUAAAUUAUAUUUGUAAAUAAGCAUCUAAAAUAGAUUUAAAAAGAGCGAUUUUAUUAUAACUAUUAAAACAAAAAUUAAUGAAGAAAGAUUGACUCUCUUGGGAAUCGUAACUGUAAAAAUUAAAGCAAAGCUUACUUCUCUCUGAAGGAGUAAAGAUUUAAAAGCCAAAGAACAAGCUGUUAUUUCUAUGAGUAUCUUAAAAUCAAUUUUAGCGAGGCUUACUCCCACCCCGUGAGUGAAAAAACAAUUGGAAAAAUCCCUAUUUCCACUCUAUGAGAGCAUAAAAUAUUUUAAAAAAAAGAUACAUAUUGGCAAUUAGUAUAAUGAAAUCUCUAGCUAUUGUGUUUAAUUUUAAAUAAAUUCCAUUUUAGAACAUAAAUUUUACAAGUUAAAUAAAUAUUUUGCUUUCCAAUUAGGAUUUGUUUAAAUUUCAAACAAAAAAUUUCUAAAAUUUAUAUAUAAAAAAAAUUAAUCCCUCCUUGCAGACAAAACUUUUUGUUCGCUCACAGAGGGAUGAAUUAGAAGAAGUACAAAUAUUUAUUAUACAAAUAUAGAAAAUAUUACAAAAGGUUUAGAUGAGCAAGACAAAAUUUAUUUUGAGCAAACUUUUAUAUUAUUUUUUAGCAGAAUUUGGAAUAUUGCAUACAAAAAAGGCAAGGGAAUAAGAUUAAUUCAAAUAGUAUAUCUAAAAGAGGCGGAACAAUUUAUAGUCUUCCGCCAAGGCAAAAAUCUUUAAUAAAAUUAGACUCUAUAUACGGAGUUGCAGAACUUCAAGGCGUUUUAAACCAAAUCGGUAGAGAAUGAAACUUUAACACGUUUUUUGUUAAUGAUUGUUCUGGAGGUCGGCCUCUUCAGACCUGUGGGUACUAUGCAAUAGUAAAAUAUGGCUUAAAAGACAUUUUUAAUAUAUCCGAAAAAACUUUGACUACCUUUUUAGAAGUAAUAGAAAGUCGCUAUAGCAAUCAAAAUCCUUACCACAAUUCCUGUCAUGCCGCUGAUGUAAUGUGCUCAUAUAUAUACAUAGUUUUCAAUACUUUUAUUAUUGAAGAAAUCAAUAGUUUAGAACUCCUAGCAGGAAUUAUAUACAUAUUUAUAUAUAUAAAAUCCUAAUAUUCUUUUUUAUAAACAUAAGGAAAAUAAUAAUUCUAUGCCCUACUUUUUAUCAACAAAAGCAUAACUUCUAUAGGCCACGACGUCGGCCACCCAGCUAAAAGUAAUCGUUUUCUAAUCCAGACCAUGGACGAUUUAGCUAUCCAAUUCAACGACAUCAGUGUCCUCGAGAUGCACCACGCUUCCAUAAUUUUCAAAAUCCUAAAAGAGAACGCUUCAGAAAUAAUAAAAUCAAUAGACCCUGACAGAUGGUCCUUGGUAAGAAAAAUGAUUAUCGAAAUGAUUUUAUCCACAGACUUAGCAAAACACUUUGAAAUUGUCAGCCAUUUUAAAGCAAAAUAUUUGGCCAUAAAUGAAGUCCAAGAUAUGAACGACCCUGAUUUUCGGCUUGAUUUAUUUAAAAUGACUAUAAAAGUAGCUGAUGUAGGACAUGCUGCCAAAAAGAGGGACUUACAUGCAAAAUGGUGCGCGCUGGUGAUUCAGGAAUUUUUCGAGCAAGGCGAUGUGGAAAAAUCACUGGGGAUACCGGUUUCGAUGUAUUGUGAUAGAGAAGUGACUGAAAUAGCGAAAACACAGAUAGGGUUUAUUAAAAAUAUUGUGGGGCCUUUGUAUCAGACUUUUUAUAUGUUUAGGCCGUCAGUUAGUAUAAAGGAAAAAAUAUUGGUGCAGCUGGAAGAAAAUGAAGUUUUCUGGAUGUCACAUAAUUUUCCGAAUAGGAGACAGACGUCAAUAGAAGCACCACAGGAUGAAAAUAUGGAGGAAUACGAAAGGCUUUUUAAGUCAAUACAACACAGCAGAAGAGGAAGCUUGCCUGAACAGAAAUAUCUUUCUUAA